ACUUGCAAGUGAUUACUGAGCUUAAAAUCAGCCAGUUUGUUUGUUCUGUGUAAAAAUAUAAUCCAACAUUUCAUUAUCAAUUAAAUUACAUUAUUUAUUUACAAAUUGUAUUGAUACAAUUUAUUUGACAAGAUUAAAAAUCCUAUUAUCGCUUAUCAUCAUAAAAACUUCAUAAAUAUCGAAAUAAUUUCGGAUACAUCAAUGUUUAUCUAUAUGAUAGCAAAUUUGUUGUGUGGUACAUAAAUAAGCAGAAACUCUUAUUAGAAAUUCCGUUGUAUAUAAUUGGAAUGUUCGAAUAUUAAAGAAGUUCACAUAUUUAAGUUUCACUUUGUGAUUUUGAAUGGGAGAGGAGAGACUCUAAUAAGUUACAAUGUUAUCUGCAUUAAGAUCUUCAGUUAACCGAACAAUCAGUAAAUCAUUUUCAACUACAUUAAUAAAUACAAAAGAACCAUUAAUAGAUCCAACACAAGCAGCAUUGUUAAAUGAAAAAUGUUUCCUGGUAGAUACAAAUGAUAAUAUUAUUGGACAAGCUAAUAAGAAAGAAUGCCACUUAGUACAACCAAAUGGAGACAUUCCUUUACACAGGGCAUUUAGUGUUUUUCUGUUUAACAAGAGAGGAGAUUUACUUUUACAAAAGAGGUCAUCACAUAAGGUAACUUACGCCAAUACUUAUACCAACUCGUGCUGUAGUCAUCCGAUAGCAGAUUAUCCAGAAGAAGCGGAAAACGUCAUCGGAACUAAAAAAGCAGCCAUCCGCAGAUUAAAUUACGAACUAGGUAUUCCAAAGGAACAAUUGCAUUUAGAUCAGCUCCAAUACAUGACUAGGAUACUAUACAAAGACGAAGGAGAUGGCAUUUGGGGAGAACACGAAUUAGAUUAUGUAUUCAUUCUACAAAGCGAUUUGAAAAUCAAACCUAAUUCAAACGAAAUAUCUGAAAUUAGUUAUGUACCUAGAGCGGAAUUAGAUUUUUUUCUUAAAGAAAUGAGGGAUCCUUUUACUCCUUGGUUUAUGAUUAUUUUGAAACAUAGAUUGAGACUUUGGUGGGAUAAUUUGGAUCGUCUCGAAGAUUUUGCCGACCACGACAAGAUAUAUCACUUUAAAAAGUGAAUGCAUUUUACUUUGUGUCCUUGUAUAUUAAGAUUUAUAUAUUAAAAAAGUUAAGUGAAAUAAAGAAAUAUCGCUAA
Diorhabda sublineata is the source of this 1185-nucleotide messenger RNA. RefSeq names its product isopentenyl-diphosphate Delta-isomerase 1 (gene Idi). The record is from RefSeq and is a predicted model, not a curated record. The transcript is spliced from 3 exons. Gene Ontology annotation, molecular function: isopentenyl-diphosphate delta-isomerase activity. Gene Ontology annotation, cellular component: cytoplasm. Gene Ontology annotation, biological process: isopentenyl diphosphate biosynthetic process; isoprenoid biosynthetic process. Lineage: Eukaryota; Metazoa; Arthropoda; Insecta; Coleoptera; Chrysomelidae. The coding region runs from base 371 to 1108 and encodes 245 amino acids.